UGGCAUAGUUGUCAAACACUAAGUGUCAAAAUGUGAUACAGGCGUUGCAGAUAGUUUCCUCAAUAUUUAUUUGUAUUUUUUAUAAAUUCUCGUAGGGACAGUAUUUAAACAUAAAAUGGAAACAGUACCCGAAAUUCCAAGAUGUUUUGGAAUGUUUCAUCCUAAAUAUGCGACCUAUCUAAUAUCAUUGUUUGGAUUAUCUUCUGGCGGUGUUGGUUUAGCGGGAAUAGUACUAUACGGGCUCGUGGAGGACAGUAUUGUAGCGCACGUCGUGAAAAAUGACAAGACGGAUGACGUGAUAAAGAAAGCUGUGCUACUGAGCAUCGGUUUGACUUCCCUCUUACUAUUUAUCGCCAGUUUGCUGCUGUUUCUCGGAUCGGCAGUCAAGUCCACUGGUUACCUCUUCAUAGGCUGUUUUCUACUCCUUAUCAUGUGUAGCCUACUGAUUAUAGCAGCAAUCGCAGCACCGGUAUCUUGUUUUUUUCUCCCAAAAUCGUGUGUGAUUAAAAAAUUAUCGUCCGUAUUGUUGGUAAUGGCUUAUUUAUUAUUAACGGUUUUUCUAUGGGUGUGGAUAUAUUUUAUGACUGUUGCC
Molecule: messenger RNA, 592 nt
Organism: Trichoplusia ni (cabbage looper)
Lineage: Eukaryota; Metazoa; Arthropoda; Insecta; Lepidoptera; Noctuidae
Exons: 1
Source: RefSeq, a predicted model, not a curated record